Molecule: messenger RNA, 1524 nt
Organism: Tigriopus californicus
Lineage: Eukaryota; Metazoa; Arthropoda; Copepoda; Harpacticoida; Harpacticidae
Exons: 3
Coding region: 203-883 (226 amino acids)
Source: RefSeq, a predicted model, not a curated record
AUUCGCCAAUAUUUCCCUGGAACCAGCUUCAUGGAUUAAGGCACUAAACGUUCCAAAACUUUGCUCGCAUAGAAAAUGUCAAGCCUUCACCAUCGAUCCAUCCAUUCAGUUUCAUUUCUUACGCACGGCUUUCAGUCUGGAUUGCGAGGGAUGCAAUACUAGGCCCUUGAGGAACUCCAAGUCACUGAUACACUGGAUCAAUAUGGGUAUCGAGUUCAAAGAAGAGCUCUUUGGGUUGGUCAAAUUGGUCCCAUUUUGGAUCAAAGCGAGUUUGGUCAAUGCAAUCCGUCCUGAAUAUGAAACUCCAAUCAAACCCACUCAAGUUUCAAGUAUUGAGUCGACGACGAUGAGGCUUGUUGAGCUCAAAAGUAAAGAAGCACUCAAAUAUUGUCAAUUGACGGACGCUGACCAAGAUCUCUGUCUGAAUCUACAAACAGGAGGAAUAGAUAACUGUCCCUUCAAGGUCGAAACGAUCUGUCGAGAAACCCAAAUCAUCAAUGGCUUCCAAAGGUUCCACAAGGUGGUGCCAGGAGGCAAACUUGAUGUGCCAUAUGUCCCAGACUCACCAGGUACUCCUACAAAGCACGUUGAGCCCCGGAUUUUUGGCAUUGGAUCUUCUUCCUCGCCGUGGUUUCAAAUUGGGGUCAAUCUAAGAAGAGAGUGCCGUUGUCUGACUCCGCAAGAGAUCUAUUCCGAGACGAAAACCAUCGUGGAUCGACCCUGUUCCCAACCUAUUCCUUGGUGCUACGUGGAUUAUGAUGCCGAUUGCUUGGAUAAGGAGUUCCAGUUUCAUCCGGUUGCGUUGUGGUGGUCGCAAGAAGCUUGUCGCCGAGAGACUUCGUUGUUCAGCAACUCUUAUGUGGAUUUCAAUUAUUACAAAUGAUUGGGUAUAAGAGCUUGAAAGUAAAUGAGAACUCGAUCCAGGCAGUGAGCUAAAAUGAUAUGUGUGUGCUUGAACGUCCCAUUAUGAAGUGUUGAAGCCUAAAGCCAUCUGUGUGUAUUUCAUGCAGGUGGAAAUUUGAAAUCUAAAAUUUAAAGAAGGAGGUUUCGUGGAAAUGAAGUGAGACGUUUCGGAAACAUCGGAACAGGAUUUGGAUGAAGAAAAUGGUUUGCUUUACUUUCUUCACAUUGCCGAACAAUUGAUGGUAUGGAUGGCUUCAUUAUCAAUGUUGGUGUGGUCAUCGCACAAAAUAUAGGUUCCAUCGUCGAAGAGGAUUCUGUACCAAGAGACCACCAAACCGUCUCCACCAUGAUGGAAGGCGCGGAUCUUGGGGAUGAUUUUAUCGGGCACAUCAAAGUUCAAGCAAUCUCCAAUCUCUUUGUCAUGGAACACAUCGAUCUCUCCCGGCAAAUACGUGUCUCCAGGUUCUUGCAUGUCUCUGGCAUAACAAAAUCGAAAGUCCGUGGUGACAAUCUCAAGAUCUAAUGAGGCAAACCCGUCCAUUCCAUUGGAGUCAGGAUCCGUGAACACGUGGAUCUCCAAGACUCGUGCGGCUUGGGUCAAGCCCAAGAGAGCGAGGAAAA